CCGACUUGUGGCACCUUUUUCUAACGUGCGCCAAAGGUACAGAUCGGAUGGCGCAAGACAGCAGUCUCUCUCCCGCUGUCGGAGGGGCGCAUGCACCCUAGCUGCUCGAUCUUCCCCAACUCAAGAAGGAUCGACGAUCGAUUUUCUUACCUUCUCUGGAAUUUUUAAUUUCAUAUAGAAAUCAAUGAAAUUUAGUUGAACGAACCUCUCUCUGCUUCCCUCGUCUCUCUUUUCUUUCCUUCCAUCUUUCCCUGCUUCUUAUCAGGAUUUUUUUUUUCUCUGGUUUUUGUUUAGUUCCAGUCUCCUACGUUUCAUCCAGUAAGAAGCAAAUUUUCUCUGUUUCUUAGGGUUGUCUCUCUCCUUGUUUCAGUUUGAGGAACUCAGAAGAUUUGCCCGAGUUUAAAAGGCACACAUGCUCUACUUAUAAGGAUGGAUUUGGAUUAUAUCUAAGAUAUCCAACAAUCUUCAAUCAUGGGGAAUGCAGAUGCGGAUGCUUCUACAAAGACACCAAAGUCGUCUUCAGCACAGCCUCCACCUAGCAGCCCUGCCGCAGUUUACCAUGACUGGGCUUCACUUCAGGCAUACUACAACUCUGCUGGAACCCCCCCAAUGCCACCACCUGGGUUCUUCCCUUCUCCUGUUGCAUCCAGUCCUCAAGGUCAUCCUUAUGUGUGGGGGCAGCACCUAAUGCCUCCGUAUGGCACACCGCCACCUCCAUAUGUUGCCAUGUAUACGCAUGGGGGUCUCUAUGCACAUCCAUCUCUCCCACCGGGAUCUCAUCCAUAUAGCCCCUAUGCAGUGCCUUCCCUGAAUGGAACAGCUGAAGCUUCUGUUUCUGCUGGUGGCAAUGAUGGAGAGGGUAAAGCAGGUGACCGCAAGAGCAGGAGUCCUCUCAAGCGAUCUAAAGGAAGCUUAGGAAGCCUGGGUAUGCUUACGGGCAAGGGAAAUGAGAUAGGAAAGGCAUCUGGGGCAUCUGCCAGUGGUGGCAUUUCUCAGAGUGGUGACAGUGGAAGUGAAGGUUCAAGUGAAGGAAGUGAUGCGAAUUCACAAAAUAGUUCUCAGCAAAAGCUAUCUGGUGAACAAGGUUCUGCUGAUGCUACGGCCCAGAAUGGGAGCACUGCUUGCAGUGUUUCAAAUAUUGUUACACAGACGCCUCCAACCCAAGGGAUCUUGAAUCAAAGUAUGGUUAUGGCUGUUCCACCGAAUGGUGUCUCUGGUCCAACAACAAACCUGAACAUUGGAAUGGACUAUUGGGGAGGGACUGCACCAACAUCCGUUGCUUCAGCCCGAGGCAAGCUCCCUGCUGUACCUGCUUCUGCAGCCAUAGUCCCUUCUGGUCAAAUAGGAACUCGAGAUGGUGUUCCUACAGAAAUGUGGAUACAGGAUGAACGAGAGCUUAAGAGGCAAAGAAGGAAACAGUCAAACAGGGAGUCAGCACGGCGUUCAAGACUGAGGAAACAGGUUAGGUACAUAUUUGAAUAAUCUUAGGACAUUUGUUUAACACCAUAACUAUGUAGUCGAUCUUCCAUUGUGAAAGUGCCAAUCGAUAAUAUGUUGUGUGUACAAACUGCUCAUCAACCAUAUCUUGUGCAUUUGCUGUUUGUUGAUUUUCUGAUGAAAUUUUUUUCAUGCAUAGAGGAGGCAAAUAUAGUUUAAAAAGCACCUGAACACUGAGUUGUAACUUAUGAUAUUAAUUUUGAUA
Molecule: messenger RNA, 1702 nt
Organism: Macadamia integrifolia
Lineage: Eukaryota; Viridiplantae; Streptophyta; Magnoliopsida; Proteales; Proteaceae
Product: bZIP transcription factor 16-like
Exons: 11
Coding region: 472-1482 (336 amino acids)
Biological process (GO): regulation of DNA-templated transcription
Cellular component (GO): nucleus
Molecular function (GO): sequence-specific DNA binding; DNA-binding transcription factor activity
Source: RefSeq, a predicted model, not a curated record